CAGGUUUGUCCCUGCCAAGGUUGGCCCUGGGCAGCCAGAAGCACAACAUUGGCUGGAAGCAAGUCCCCUGGGUUUACCCCUGCAGGGCAGGAGCAGGGCUACUGGGGUCAGAGAUAAGCAAAGCAGAGAUGGGAUGAAGAACCUGUGGGACAACCUUACCUCCUCCUGACACUCUCCUUUCCAGGCCACCCAGAUGGCUGAGCAGCCCUUCGCAGAGGUGUCCGUGCCAGCCAAGGCGAUGGCUGCAGACAACACCGAAGCCCACCCGCUCCGAACCACCCGCCGCGGGUCCCAGCCCCACGCACGGGGCACAGAGGAAGGCAAAGCGCCGGCGCUGCUCUCCCGCCGCAGCUCCAUCCUCAGCACCCUGCCAGCAGCCCUGGCCAGCCGCCGCAGCUCGCUGGGGGCAGCCCCGGGGGGCAGGCGCCCCUCCAUCGGCCCCUGGAUGCUCCACAGCCGUGUGAGCUUCUCCGGGUUGCCCCUGUUCCAGCCCAUCCUCAAGACCCGCCUGGAGAACACUUACAGGAUAGGACCAGAUGAAGGCUGCAAGUUCAAUGCAGGGCGGGUGCAGCGGGUGCUGGAGGGGGCUUUGAUGGGUGCCCUUGAGACCGUGGUCUACACACCGCAGGGCAGUGCGCUGCUAGCCCAGAACCUGGUUGAGAUGCUGCAGAGCAGAGCAAAGGAGGUGGUACCACCCCGGUACAAGCUGGUCUGCCACGUGCUGUUGGGACAGCAGGCACAGCAGAGCCUGCUGGUGGCCAGCCAGGCACUGUGGGACCCCGAGAGUGACAGCUUUGCCUCCGCCACCUUCUCCAAUGCUUCCCUCUUCGCUGUGGCCACAGUGCAUGGGGUCUACUUCGAGUAGGACCUGCCUCUCCCUCCACUCAG
Messenger RNA from Neopsephotus bourkii (Bourke's parrot), 888 nucleotides. It is a transcript of the gene DYNLT4, whose product is annotated as dynein light chain Tctex-type 4. The coding region runs from base 194 to 865 and encodes 223 amino acids. Gene Ontology annotation, molecular function: dynein intermediate chain binding. Gene Ontology annotation, cellular component: cytoplasm; cytoplasmic dynein complex. Lineage: Eukaryota; Metazoa; Chordata; Aves; Psittaciformes; Psittacidae. The record is from RefSeq and is a predicted model, not a curated record. The transcript has 2 exons. Gene Ontology annotation, biological process: microtubule-based movement.